ACACUGCCCAGCAACAUUCUGGAGGAAACAUUCACGUUUUCCUGUCGUUGCUGCGUUGACCAGCCCGGAGCCUUCGAAUUUCAUCUUGUUAAUUGUCUACUCUACAGUAUUAUUAAUCGUACUUUAGUUUUCAUUUAUUUCAGCAAUUAAUUCAAGUGGGAAAGAUAAUGGGGAGAAGUAGGAGCCGUUCUCCGCCGAGACGAGAGAGGCGCCGUUCUCGCUCAACGUCCCGGGACCGCGAGACUAGAAGACGCAGGGAGAGGGAGCGCUCCAGGUCUCGGGACAGGGACAGGCGACGCAGCCGUUCACGCUCUCCUCAUCGGCGACGUUCCAGGUCUCCUCGUCGUCUCCGCUCUACAUCCAGCUCUCCCUCGAGGCAGAAGGAGGAUUCAAAGGAGAGAACUGUAAAGGAGCAUCAGAUUUCUGAGGAAGACAUGAAGGACAAAACUGAAGAUGAGAUUGAGAUGAUGAAAAUCAUGGGAUUUGGCUCCUUCGACACCACCAAGGGGAAAAAGACUGAUGGAGCAGUGAAUGCCCAUGCUAUCAAUGUGUCCCAGAAGAGGAAGUAUAGACAGUACAUGAACAGAAAAGGUGGAUUCAAUAGACCACUGGACUUUAUUGCAUGAAGCUGGAAAGACUCAAGAUCCUGUGGUGUGUAGACUUUGACAUGCUUGGUUUUGUGGAUGUUUUCCUUUUGUUGUGGUUCACUUUCUUCAUUUAUUGGUUCAACACAAAUUCUACACAAAAUUAUGUAAAUACUGAAAACAUUGGAGCCAUGUGGACACCGUGUGUGGGUUUCUGAUUGGAGCAUGUGCAUUUUUAUUUCAAUAAACGUCUUUUAAAACGACA
Messenger RNA from Hypomesus transpacificus, 849 nucleotides. It is a transcript of the gene snrnp27, whose product is annotated as small nuclear ribonucleoprotein 27 (U4/U6.U5). The transcript is spliced from 6 exons. Gene Ontology annotation, cellular component: precatalytic spliceosome. The record is from RefSeq and is a predicted model, not a curated record. Lineage: Eukaryota; Metazoa; Chordata; Actinopteri; Osmeriformes; Osmeridae. Gene Ontology annotation, biological process: RNA splicing. The coding region runs from base 168 to 626 and encodes 152 amino acids.